AUGGAUCUUCAAUCGCUGCUGCUCGAUAGCAGCUUGGACCUGGUCACCAAGACAAAUGCUGUUGAGGCGGUGCAGGCUUGGGAUGUUACUAAGGUCACGGACAAUUUCGAGAUGCUUUGGAGUGCUCUCAGCCAACCCAUACUUGAUGUGAUGGCACCCAUGCCGCUUCGAUUAGCGGCCUUACAAGCGUCCGCAUCGUUGAUCAGCGUUUGCACAAACCAAGACAUGCUUACGCCGUUCUUUACCACCUUCUCCUUCCACGCCAAGACGCUCUACGAGGCGGCUGUAGAACGACUCUCACAGGCCUUUGACCGCACUGCCGUAGCGGCGCCCAGCCCACGCGAUCUCUUGGAGCUGCUGGGAGAACAAAGGAGGUGCGUGAUAUUCUUCGAGAGAUGUAAGACGGCGAUGGAGUCGAUGUCCCUCGAGCGCGACGCCAUCGUGCUGACCGUCUUCCUCGACCACUUCUUCUCCGUUGUCAACCCCGCCAUCUCUCGAUCAACCGAGCUCUUGUCCAAGUUGUCCGGCGCUGGCAUACAAGGCCCCGAAGCUGCGACACUGACGCAGGAGGCCAACGCCCUGUUCACAAGCGCGCUGACAUUGCUGUCUCAGUUCGUCCCCCUCCACCUCAAGAUGUUCCCUCCUUCGCCUUCGCUCUCGCAAAUGCCGCAACCCUACGACGACCCGGAGCUCCUCUACGUCAUGCAACAGAUCAUCGCGAUCGGCGACAAGUGUGCCAAGAACGUCAAGGUCCAGACAGCCGUGUGGAAGCUCGUCAGGGAGAUCACCCUCAUGCACCCCUAUCGACUACAGAACCCAGCCCUGCUCAACCGAGUCGUCACGCUGUGCGUCCUGAAGGUGCAGUCAAGUUGGAACGCAGCGAUGCCAUGCGCGCCGCGCCUGGUGCUGAGUCGUGAGCGCGCCGGCGAGCUGGUGUCCAAGGGCGAUGAAAAGGCCUUUGAGAACAAGAUUCUGCUCUAUCUCUGCCAGAACCUCCCGCCGUCGAUUCUCUUUCCGCAGGCCGUCGCGGUGCUCUAUUGGAUAAUGAACGGCGUGGAGACGUGCUGUGCCCAAGUACUCAAGAACGGGCUCGAGAGCGUGACGGUGCCGACGUCCGCCCUAAUCUACUCCCUCAGUCGGAAAGGUCCCCAGAUGCUGCAGGAAGUGGAGUGCUUCCUGUUUCAACACCUGUUCCACCCCCACUUCCUGUGCUCGCAGCUGGCCGUGGAGCUCCACAGUUUUGUGCUCAGCAACGCUGACGAGGCGCUCCAGCGACGGCACAUCCAGCUGCUCGCCAAUCUGAUCAAAACGGGCGGCAGCCGCGUGGUGGAGUCCCUCGCUCCGCUCUUCCCGUUCCUCGUCAACUCCGUCUCGUCGUCGGCCAAGGAAUUCCUGCUGCGUGAGCUCACGGAAGAUUUGCUCAAUGGACAAACCAAGAGCGCCGCAUCAGAGGAGGCGAUACUCUAUCGACUGGCCGCAUUCCUGCCGGCGUGGACGAUGCGACCGGGCGCUACCGAGCCUCUCACCACCGGCACCGAUGCUCUCCUUGGCCAAAUCGCUCGCCUGUGUAUCAGCGUCGCGGAGUGCCUGGUGGCGUUAAUGGCCUACGAGCGGCUGCCGGAGCGGGACUCCACGGCGCGCACCCUUCUGGAGUCCCUGGGCGACCUGCUGCGCAACGUGACCGAGGACCCGCUCAAGUACCACGCUCUCCACCUGCUCCCGAGCCUCGUCGACCUCUCUGUCCUCAUCCCCGCCUUCUCACCCGACAUGCUGCCCAACUUUUUGGUGGGCUACGGGCAGGUGAUGAGCACGUUUCCGUCGACAAAGCCGGCGGUGGCGCAGUUCUUGGCGCGGUGCCACGUCAGGCUGCGGGCGGACCUGCAGGACCGCGUGCUGCGCAGCUGCGCGGGCCUCUUCCAGCAGCUGCUGGCCGACGGCGACUGGACCAUGGACGACGCCCAAGUGGCCGACCACGUCGCAGCAGGGCUGGCCAACUACACCAAGGAGCGACUCGCCCAGGCCCAGGCCUGCCUGCUGGGGAGCAGUUCGGCGUCGGGCCAGGAGUCGGUGGAGAAGGCGCUGGCGCUGCUGGCCAAGGCCGCGGCCAUCGUGUCCACGCUGCCGCCCUCGGCCCUCUCCUCGCACGCCCCGCAGUUCCAGGCCCAGCUUGGCCAGCUCUGCCAACUCCUGCCCCCCGCCGACCCAGCCACCGUCGUCAUCAACCUCGAAUGA
Molecule: messenger RNA, 2232 nt
Organism: Acanthamoeba castellanii str. Neff
Lineage: Eukaryota; Discosea; Longamoebia; Acanthamoebidae
Exons: 18
Coding region: 1-2232 (743 amino acids)
Source: RefSeq, a predicted model, not a curated record